UUGAGCCAGGCCAGGGCGUGUCCCAGGUCGCCAAUGAUCCGGCCCAGGAGCAGGGCUCCCUGGCGGCCGGCGAGGCCCGGCGCCGGGGCGGGGACGGACCCGGCCAGUAGCGGACCGAGCAGGAGCUCCCCCGGGGAGGGGCCCGGCCGGCCGGCCGGCCGGCCAGCCAGCAGGAGCUCCACCAGAAGUGAGUGUGCCGGGCGCCGGGCCUCGGCCGGGCAGACGCCUGCAUGGCGGCCCAGCGCCGCCAACACCGCCAGCGGUGAGGUCAAGUAGCGCAGGGCCCACCGCGGGUCCUCCGGAUCGGCGACCGGCCCGGGCUCCAGGAGCAUGUGCAUGUCCAGCAGCAGGCCGAUGGCGCGGUUGAGGCGGUCAUCGUCCAGGGCGCAGCUCAGCAGCCGCAGGUCGAAGGGCAUGGCCGACCGGAGGACGGGCCCCUCGGACGGCCGGCCGGCGACCAGGCGCAGCGCAAGGCACGCAGCGGCCCGGGCAUCGGGCCCGGCGGCGGCCCGGCGCACGGCCAUCCGCGCGCUGGUCCAGCUGAGCUCCACAAAGCUGGCCAGCAGGGGCAGCCGGUCCCCCGGGUCGAGCAGGCGACACAGUGGCCACCGGGCCCAGGGCGCCGCGAUCGGGUAGGCCGGGGCCGCCGGGUCGGCCGGCCACACGCCGGUGUCCGACAGCAGGAGCCCCCCCGGCGUCAAGGGGGCCGCCGAGGACCACCGGCCCGGGGCCUGGAAGACCGAGCUCUCGGCAGCCAGGGUGUGCAGCGCCUCCAGGGCUGCCGGACCGGGGCCGGCCUCCGCGCGCUCAUGGCACAGCAGCAUCAGCUGCAGCACCGCGGUCAGCGAGGCGGAGGGGGCCCUCGGGCCGGGCUCGAGGUCGAGCUGCCGCUCGCCGAACGCCCGCGCCAGGACACCCUGCGCAUGGCGGUGUAUCGGGGCCAGCUGCGUGUCCGGUGGCCCGAGCAGUGGGGCAGGGUGCAGGAGGUGUCAGGACACCCCCGGGUGGCGGCCACUCAGAG
This is a messenger RNA of Fonticula alba, 1021 nucleotides long. RefSeq lists its product as hypothetical. Bases 331 to 636 code for a protein of 101 amino acids. The transcript has a single exon. Lineage: Eukaryota; Rotosphaerida; Fonticulaceae. The record is from RefSeq and is a predicted model, not a curated record.